AGAAGUGUCCAAACCCCAAAUGUCUUCUAUGCAAGCAAGCAAAGGCACCAUCAACAAAUCAUCAAGCCCAUCUUGGAGGGGAGCACUGAAGAUCUGAGGAGGGAGAGAAAUGGGAAGAGCUCCUUGCUGUGACAAGGCAAAUGUGAAGAAAGGCCCAUGGUCACCUGAAGAAGACUCAAAGCUUAAGGAGUAUAUUGAGAAAUAUGGGACUGGGGGAAAUUGGAUUGCUCUCCCACAAAAAGCUGGUCUUAAGAGAUGUGGGAAAAGCUGCAGAUUGAGAUGGUUGAACUAUCUCAGACCCAACAUUAAACAUGGAGAAUUCUCUGAUGAUGAAGAUAGGAUCAUCUGCAGCGUCUUUGCUAGCAUUGGAAGCAAGUGGUCAGUAAUAGCAAAUUACUUGCCGGGGAGGACUGAUAACGAUAUCAAGAACUACUGGAACACUAAGCUGAAGAAGAAACUCAUGGGGAUGGUGCCUGUAUCUCAGAGAAAACCCCAUCAAGCUACCUUCUCUCAUCACCUUCAAACCUAUUCAUCGUUAUCAUCACCUUCACAUGCGGUAACAACAACAGCAACCUCAUCAUCAUAUGAAAGCAACAGCAGCAACCCUUAUUACACUCCAGCAGCUCCGACCCCAACGUCAUUCGCACGUCUUGAACCCAUUUCAUCAAUCCCAUCAAGCCUUUUGAACAUCAACACUGGUUCCACAGCUGCUGCUGCUAUUCAUCCCCAGGAGGGCUUUGCGAGUCCUAUACAUCAUUACCAAGUGAAAGACAAUCUUCUCAUUGAAGCUAGUUCUAGUUCUGAUGAUGGGAGCGGAAGCAACCAAAUCAGUCAUGGCAAAGAGCCGGAGUAUGAUCAGUAUGGUGCUGUUGGUGGUAGAUACGAGCAACUGGGUUUUCAGAAUUAUGUCUACACUGGGCUUGAUGAUCAAAACCAGAGGUUCAUGAUUUCAAAUAGUAGUGGAGGUGGCGGUGGUAGUGGUAGUCAUGGGUGGACUGAUCAGAGGCCAAAUGGGAUGUUGGGAGAAACUCCAUUAGACUUAGGUCUUGAGGAGUUUAAGCAGCUUAUUAGCGCUAAUCUCUGUAACAACUUUUCCUUCGAUGAAAACAAGACAGAAGAAAGAGUCGUGUACUACUGAUGCUGACUGUGAGUAGAAUCAGAAAGAUUUCAAGGGUAAGGUGUGGUGGAUGGGCUGAAGAUUCAGAUUUAGACUGAGUUUGUGGGGGGAGUUAUGAGAGUUGUUCUUUUGAUGGAACUUGGAAGCACUUUUUUUUGACAGUACAUGGUAAAAGUUUCCUUUGUGCAUUUCUUUUUGGGAAGUGAUGUAUGUGUUAGUACAGUUAACUGCACCCAUUCAGAAAAUAAAUGUCAUGGAAAGUAGGGAACCCCAUCAUCUUUUCAAGAAUCAAACUUCAAAGCAGGCAUGCUGCAUGCAUGUUUCUUUCUUUAUUUAUUCCUACA
Molecule: messenger RNA, 1461 nt
Organism: Vitis riparia (riverbank grape)
Lineage: Eukaryota; Viridiplantae; Streptophyta; Magnoliopsida; Vitales; Vitaceae
Product: transcription factor RAX2
Exons: 3
Coding region: 110-1138 (342 amino acids)
Source: RefSeq, a predicted model, not a curated record